Messenger RNA from Wallemia ichthyophaga EXF-994, 336 nucleotides. Its product is annotated as Transcription initiation factor TFIID subunit 13. Gene Ontology annotation, cellular component: transcription factor TFIID complex. The transcript is spliced from 2 exons. The record is from RefSeq and is a predicted model, not a curated record. Gene Ontology annotation, biological process: RNA polymerase II preinitiation complex assembly; transcription by RNA polymerase II. Gene Ontology annotation, molecular function: protein heterodimerization activity. NCBI's taxonomy places the organism in Eukaryota, Fungi, Basidiomycota, Wallemiomycetes, Wallemiales, Wallemiaceae. The coding region runs from base 1 to 336 and encodes 111 amino acids.
AUGAAGGGUCAAUUUACCAAAGAGUUACGCCCACUAAUGUACUCAUUCGGCGACGACGUCAAUCCAGAUCCAGAAGCAACAAACGUGUUGGAGGAGAUAUUGAUUGACUUUAUAAUGGAAAUAUGCUACAAAUCGCAAAAGGCGAGUGGAAAUCGCGGUAAAAUAAAGAUCGAAGACAUCAAGUUCGUACUGCGUAACGACACCAAGAAGCUGAAUAGAGUUGAGGAGUUGCUGUACAUGCAAGAGGAUAUAAAGAGGGCAAGAGCUGCUUUCAAUGAAGGUGACAUCAUCCAAGAUGCUGUAAAGGCUAAUGGCAACAAGAAGCCUGCUACUUGA